This is a messenger RNA of Paramecium tetraurelia, 1674 nucleotides long. RefSeq lists its product as uncharacterized. NCBI's taxonomy places the organism in Eukaryota, Ciliophora, Oligohymenophorea, Peniculida, Parameciidae. Gene Ontology annotation, biological process: proton transmembrane transport; NADPH regeneration. Gene Ontology annotation, molecular function: NADP binding; NAD binding. The record is from RefSeq and is a predicted model, not a curated record. The transcript has 4 exons. Gene Ontology annotation, cellular component: mitochondrial inner membrane.
AUGCUCUCAUUCCAUCGACAAGCUACAAGAUAAUUGCUCUUGAGUGCUCGAACCUGCUUUUCUAGUAAAGGCGACAAGAAACCAAGUCAUCCCAAAUUUGUAUUUGGUGUUCCCAAGGAAACAUUUCCUCAUGAAAAUAGAGUAGCUGCAACACCUGAAUCAAUUAAAAAUUUAGUCAAAGAUGGUCAUCAAGUUCUCGUAGAGACUGGAGCAGGCUAAAAGGCUAAUUUUGCAGAUAAUGUGUAUCAAGAAGUUGGAGCAAAAGUUGUCGACUCCAAAUCAAUCUAUGAUUAAUCUGAUGUAAUCUUAAAAAUUAGACCCCCUGAAAAUACUAAAGCCUUGAAAGAAAACCAAACACUUACUUCGUUCAUCUACCCCGCAUAAAAUAAAGAAUUACUAAAUUAAUUGUAGGAAAAGAAAAUAACAACAUUCGCUAUGGAAUGUGUUCCUAGAAUUACUAGAGCUUAAACCUAUGAUGCCUUAAGUUCUAUGGCUAAUAUUGCAGGAUACAAAGCAGUUGUGUUGGCAGCAAAUGAAUUCGGCAGAUUCUUUGCUGGUUAAAUGACAGCAGCAGGAAAAGUACCACCUGCUAAGGUGAUGGUUAUUGGAGCAGGAGUGGCUGGUUUAUCAGCUAUUGUAACCGCUAAGAAUAUGGGAGCUAUUGUUAGAGCAUUUGAUACAAGAUUAGCAACCAAAGAAUAAGUAAAAUCUUGUGGAGCUGAGUUUUUGGAAGUCAAAAUCAAUGGUGAAGUAGUUGAUGGUGCAGGUAUCGGUGGAUAUGCUAAGGAAAUGGGAAAAGAAUAUUUAGAAGCAGAGUUAGCUUUGUUCUUAAAGUAAGCCAAAGAAGUUGAUAUCAUUAUCACCACUGCACUUAUCCCAGGAAGACCAGCACCCAAAUUAUUAUCAAAAGAAUUAGUAGAAAACAUGAAAUAAGGUUCAAUUAUUGUUGAUUUGGCUGCUGAAACUGGAGGAAACUGUGAAUUAUGCAAACCAGGAGAAUUAUACAAUCACGAAGGAAAAGUUAAGAUCAUUGGAUACACUGAUUUACCAAGCAGAUUACCUACUUAAAGUUCAACAUUAUAUGCUAAUAAUAUUGGAAAGUUGAUGUAAUAUAUUGUUGGAACAAUCAAAGAUCCAAAUGGAAACAUGACUCAAGUGGAUUUGAAUGAUGAUGUCGUUAGAUAAUCAUUAGUAACACUUAAUGGAGAAUUGAAAUGGCCACCUCCUCCCAUCAUUACAUCUAAGAGUGAACUCUAAUAAGCAGAUACAACUAAAGCUGCAACUGGUCAUAAAAAAUAAGAAGUCAAAGUAGAUCCAUACAAAUAAGCUUGGAAGAAUCAUCUCUAAUGGCUAAUGAUGGCUUUAGGUUAUCAAUCUCCUAAUAUGGAAUUCUUAAAGAUGUUGAAUACCUUUGCUUUGGCAGGAAUUGUUGGUUACUAAGUCGUUUGGGGUGUCACUCCCGCCUUACAUUCACCAUUGAUGUCAGUUACAAAUGCAGUAUCUGGUAUAAUUAUUGUUGGUGGUAUGGAAUUGAUGGAUGGCAGAGUAUUUACCAGGAUUCUUUGACUGGAUUAUUGGCAGCUGUUUCUGUUGCCAUAGCUUCCCUGAACAUUUCUGGUGGUUUCUUAGUCACAUAAAGAAUGUUAAAUAUGUUUAGAAGACCAACUGACCCUG